Molecule: messenger RNA, 5703 nt
Organism: Pelmatolapia mariae (spotted tilapia)
Lineage: Eukaryota; Metazoa; Chordata; Actinopteri; Cichliformes; Cichlidae
Gene: ugt8
Product: UDP glycosyltransferase 8
Exons: 6
Coding region: 199-1848 (549 amino acids)
Biological process (GO): galactosylceramide biosynthetic process
Cellular component (GO): endoplasmic reticulum
Molecular function (GO): N-acylsphingosine galactosyltransferase activity
Source: RefSeq, a predicted model, not a curated record
UAGCCCCGCCUUUCGGCCACUCCUGUGUGGGAUUCUGAGUUUAAUGCUCCCUCCGCUCCUUCUCGGUUGCCGGGGGACGUGUUUUACUGACUACCUUUUGCGUUGUUUCUCCACGACGCGUAAAAUUCUCUUCAGGAAAAUCGAGACUGCUGCAGUUUCACCUUUAAUUUAUCCCGAACUACAUUGAAGUCCCCAGCCAUGCUACUACCCUCAUCACUCCUACUCCUCCUGGGCCUCCUCACAUGGAGUCCCAGUACGACAAGAGCCGCUAAAGUGAUUGUGGUCCCACCCAUCAUGUUUGAAUCGCACCUCUACAUCUUCAAAACGCUGGCAACAGCUCUACACAAGGAGGGCCACGAGACCCAUUUUCUAGUUUCAGAGGGUCGUGAGGUCCCGCCCUCUCCUCACUACCAUUUACAGCGCUAUCAAGGGAUCUUUAACAGCACCACAGCUGACAAUUUUCUCCAAUCCAAAGUCACCAACAUCUUCUCAGGCCGCUUGACAUUUCUCGAACUGUUUGACAUUCUUGACCACUACUCUCAGAACUGCGAUGCUGUCGUUGGCAAUACUGAAGUAAUGAACCGGCUGAAAGAGGCCAAGUUUGACCUGCUGCUAGUGGACCCCAAUGAAAUGUGCGGUUUUGUGAUUGCUCAUAUCCUGGGUGUGCAAUAUGCUGUUUUCAGCACUGGCCUGUGGUACCCUGCAGAGGUUGGAGCCCCGGCCCCCUUAUCAUACGUACCGGAAUUCAACUCGCUGCUGACCGACCGCAUGUCCUUGUUGCAGAGGAUUGCAAACACAGCUGUUUACCUCGUACAGCGCUUUGGAGUCCAUUACAUCGCACUGCCCAAGUAUGACCGGAUUAUGAAGAAACACGGAGUAAAGCCUCAAGUGGCCAUGGCUGACUUGGUGCAGGGAAGCCGGCUGUGGAUGCUGUGCACUGACAUGGCUCUGGAAUUCCCCAGACCCACCCUUCCACAUGUGGUGUACAUAGGUGGCAUCCUCACCAAGCCUCCCAGCCCACUGCCACAGGAUUUUGAAGACUGGGUGAAAGACACAGAAGAGCACGGCUUUGUAGUUGUGUCAUUUGGAGCCGGCGUAAAGUACCUUUCCAGUGACAUUGCUCACAAACUGGCAGGUGCCCUUGCCAGACUGCCCCAACGUGUUAUCUGGAGAUUCUCUGGCGUGCCACCCAGUAACCUUGGCAACAACACCAAGCUUGUUGAUUGGAUGCCUCAGAAUGACUUAUUAGGUCACGCUAACACAAGAGCGUUCCUGAGCCAUGGGGGCUUGAAUAGCAUCUAUGAGGCCAUGUAUCAUGGUGUGCCGGUGGUGGGCGUACCUCUUUUUGGAGACCAUUAUGAUACUAUGACGCGCGUAGCAGCCAAAGGAAUGGGAAUCAUGUUGCACUGGAAAUACAUGACAGAGGAAGACCUCUUUACAGCCCUGAGCAGCGUCAUCACAGACACCAGGUACCGCCAGCAAGCCCGUUAUCUCUCCAAUAUUCACAAAGAUCAACCAGGCCACCCUGUGAGCAGGGCUGUUUACUGGAUCGGCUAUAUUCUCCGUCACAACGGUGCGAGCCACCUGCGCUCAGCUGUAUACGAGGUGUCCCUCUACCAGUAUUUCCUGCUGGAUGUGGUCAUUACUGUAGGGGCUGCCAUGGCUCUAGCGGUCUUUGCCCUACGCCGGUUGGCACGAUUGCUGAGGGGUAAGUCCAGGGACCACAGCAGAGGAGAUAACGUCAGAGAUGAUGGCAGCAUGGCCAAUGGACAUUGCCAUAAUGAGAACAUGGCCAAUGGGAAACACAAACGCAAUGGCUCCUUGAAAAAUGAAAAGAAGAGCAAUUGAUGCUUCGAAAGGUUAGGAGGGAUGAGGAAGAAGUUGCCCUACGGACUCAGCUCUAGCUUUUGGUUCAUUGGUCUGUUACUCAGAACAAGCAAGAGGCUGUGGAAAGGAUACACAAUGCGUCGUGUGAGGACAGAGCAAGACAUCGGGUGCUCAAAAUCUGUGUGUGUGUGAAUAUGGGUGAAUGUGUAUGUGUGUGUGUGUGUGUGUGUGUGUGUGUGUGUGUGUGUGUAAUGAGGUAAAUUUAACAAAAACUUUAACAACCACAACAGCAGGUGCAGCAAUACAUCAUUAAAUUUGGGAAUUCUUUGAGGAUGAAACACAGGAAAGACAUAUUUGGGGACAUUAUUUCUACCCGUGCGUCUUCUUUCCUGCCUGUUCUCUGUCUUCCUGCCUUCCUUACCAGUGGAAGGAUGAUGAAGAGGGGAGAUCUUGAGCGCCAACCCUCUCAUCCUCGAAAAAUCAAAUCAAAACAAAUUAAGAUGGUUUCUGAAAGAUUUAGCAUUAAAUGUUUUUAACUGCAAACUCCAAGUGUUUGGUGAACUGUAAAUAGAGGGUAAAACUAUUUAUUACUGUACAAAUGCAUUUUAAUGAUCAGACUUUUUAACGUAUCUUAUUUUUAAUUUAUUUCAUAUCUCGGUCGGUGUGACAGCACCAUGUACACUCCGAAUCGUAAGCCCACAUCUGCACUUCACCCUUGUCCUUCAUACUCGUGAAACAAACAAACAAAGAAAUAGCUGAUGGCAGCAGUCAGCGUGAGUAUGCCCUGGUCUGCGUGCUCUUUACUUGCAUUAUCCACAGAAUGUACUGUUGUCUUCAGACUGGCCAGUUUGUUAAUGCACUGUUUUCCCUUUUCACAAGGUGGUGCCAACUUGUGACUGCACUUAGCUGUGCAGUCUUUGCAUUAUCUCUUGACUGACUUUUGUUGCGUUAGAGAGCGACUCUAUGUGGCUUGUCCUUGUGAAAAGGUGAUCAUGUUUUUUUUUUUGUUUUUUUUUCUGUAGUAACGAUAUUACAAUAUAAUGAACAGGCAAAGCAAGAUCAGAAAGCUACUUAAGCUCAUGUAGUGAGGGGAGGAGUCUGGGCAUUACUUACACUCAUGAUUAGUUGCAUCAUCAGCCCCAUAUUUUAAUUCUGCAGCCCUCAUCUCUCUCUCCUUUUUUUUUGAUAAACAUUUAUUACUUGUCAUUUCCAGUGCUACACUUCACUUUGUACAUCAUUCAACUAUGAUUCAGCUGUUAAUUAUUUGUUAAUAAAUGUUUUAAUUCUAAUGUGUUACAGAUGUUUUUAAAUUAUUCUGUUCAGGUAGAUUUCCAUUCAGCGCUUCACUUCUGUAAAUCUUUUAGAAAUGCUGUUGAGGUUUAUGUGCAAACUUACCUUCUGUAAUUAUAUUAAUUCUGAGUGUGAGUUAUUCACAUUCUGUACACAGUUACACAGAUUUAUGGGUACGCAGUAUGCUUGAAUACGUGUGUGAGUGUUGGGGGGGGAGAAUGGGUGUAUGAAUGAAGCACAACAGAUGAGGUUCAUGUGGCUUUUUAUUUCUAUAACAUCUGGUCACGUGCAGUGUUUGAACAGUGGCACUCACAAUAUCAAAAUAUCAAUAUCAGUUCAAGUGGAGGCUUUGUUUUAAUUCAGGGGUCUGAAGAAAAAUGCUGCAUUAAUUGUCGAGGUAGUACAACAGUUUUAGCCUGUUUUCUAGGGCUCAAAUAUAAUUGGUAAAAUAAGUAUAAUGCUAAAUAAAAUAGUAAUUCUUUUAAUAAACGGUUAAGAAUUACUUCCACUCAGUAACUAUAGAUGCCUAGAACCCAUGGACAUUUCUAAGGCUUUUUCAGUUAUUGUUUUCAGUCUUUAGGUUUGCUUUGGAAGUGAAAUGCAGCUUAAUCAGGUUGAGAUCAGAGGGCCGCUUCAGCGAUUGCACAAUAUUCCAGGUCAUUAACUUCAAAAACUCCUGGGUUCAUUCCACAACAUGCUUUCGGUCAUUGUCCGUCUGAACAGUUACCCUUGCUGUCCAGUCAGCUUUGCUGCAUUUGGCUGAAUAUGAGCAGAAAGUAUCGAUCUGUUGACUUUAGACUUCGUUCUGUCACAUCAUCGAUAAAUACUAGUUACCCAGAGCCACUUGAAACCACUCCAGCCCAUUCAUUAUAUUGGCCUUACCGUGUUAUGUUAUUGGUUGUGAGCUGUCCCAAAUAUCGUGUAUCUUUUUUUGCUUUCCAUCAUUCUGGAAAUAGGCCGCUCUAAAUUUCAACCUGUUGAAGAGUGCAAUUCCAGAAGUGGUCUGACUUUUCUAAUAGUUUUUAUGAAGUUUGCUUGGUUUCUUUUGGUUUUGAUAUUUUUAUUGUAAAAAGGAUCCUGGGAUCAUACACCUGUUGCCUUCAUUUAGCAUCCAGGCUUAUUUUCCUCCAGAACUUACCAAAACCCUGGUUUUUCUUUGUGUUUCUAAUGAAUUUGCUUUGUUUUGGGACCCUGAACGAGGCCUGUUUCAGUUUUAUUGAGAUUCCUUUUGACCACACUUCACAGCUAUGGUUUCCAAAUGCAAAUUCCAUGCUUGAAAUCUAUUUUUACCUGCUAAAUUUAUGGAAAGAAGAACAAAAAAAAAUACCUCACACCCAUUCUUUUCAAUUAUAUUUGAGAUCUUGAAAAUAAGAAACUGCAUUGAAAAAAGGUUUUAAUUCUUUAGUGGUUCAUGCAGUUUUUUUGUUUAACCCUUUGAUGAUUAAAUAACUGCACUUAAGCUGAAUCUUGAAGAGUCAAGUCAAAACUAUCCAAAACUCUGGACAUGACUGUAUAGAACCUAACUGUUGUCACUGUUUCUACUCUUUUAAUUUUUGCCACUGUGCCUGCUAAUUGUAAAUGCAGAUAACAGAGAGGUAUUUAAAAGGGGGAAAAAAGGAUUGUCAUAGUUCAAACUAUAGAAAUAAUCCCCUCAUUUACAAUGAAUAAUGAUGUGUCAAAGUGAUAACUGUCCCUGUGGGGAAAUUCCCUUUUGCUGAGUUCAGAGUACAAGGCCAGCCGAAGAUCAUCUUUAGAGUCUGCAGGGUUUCAUUAUCCUCCUAAUUUGUAUUUUAGAAGGUGCUCGUAGGCAUAGGAGAAGAAAAAAAAUCAUGAACGUGGGAUCUUUAGUUGAUUUAUCAAACUACCAUGCUACACAUACUGUGCUUCUUCUUGUUCUUCUACCUUUUUUUUGAUGGAUGGAAUCGUAGCACAGGGACUGUUUACCAACAACAACAACCUUAAUGUAAUGGCAACGGAACAUUUAACCUAGUCAACGUUGUUAAGCACUUAACAUCCAACCAAAAUGUUCACGAAUACUUUAAAAUAUUUCAGAGAAGUUUUAUGAUCUUCCUUUCUCUGUGAGCUAUAACAACACUUGCACAGCCCAACCCAGCCCAUGAUGGGUAUGGCUGAUGGGCCUGCUGGUGCUACGCAAGCUAUGAACAGGAUCUGAAGAGAAAAUGUUUGUAAAGAUGGUUGGGGUUUUUUUUUUAAUUCUUUUUUUGUUAGUUUUUCAGUAUUAAUAAUGUUGUACCCUACAUACUUAAAUGCCCCAACUUUAUGUUUCAGUAAAUAUAAAGUCGAGUGUAUCUGUUCUCGUGAUGUCUAUAUUUUACCUGCUUGGAUAACUGAUAAUUGCUCUGUUUUCUGUAGUGUACUAGCUUGUUCCCUUUGUCCACAUCUUUGUCUUUCUCUUUAAUUCCUUGUGUAUUCUGCCGUCUUUUGCGCCGUCCUUACCUGUCCUCACUUCACUGUAGUUAGUUCGACAUUAUUUUACUUUCAUUUUAAAUCAAGGCAAAAAAAAAAAGUCCUCACUUGUUUUGCCAUGUGUGUCCACGUUGUAAAUAGAUUGUAAACAAAAUGCUA